AUGUUCAUACCACAAAUGAUAUUCUUGGCUAGCAUAUUUAUGUAUCUGUGUCUGGAGAUCGUUGUCAAAUGGAUUUACUUUACUGCGGGGCCGCAAGAAUCUAUCCUUGGCUAUAAGUAUCCUGGUUCGAAUUGUGCACCAUCGCUGCUAAUCGGCCUUAUCAACAUGUUUAUGUUCAAAUCACUACCCUCUGGUUUCGUAGACGAAGAAGGACAUCAGAAGUUCCAGUGUCAUCUCAACUACUGGUACCCUGGACAGGGAUUUUUCCAAACACUUUUCGUAUUGGUGGCGAUCAUCUGCGUUCCGAUUAUGCUGUUUGCGAAGCCGUAUAUGCUAUGGAAAGCAGAUAAAGAACGUCGCGAGUCUGGUCACAGACAGCUGGGUAUCGUCGAGCGGGUGCUGCUGGUGUUAGCGGUGGUGCAGGUUCCACUGAUGCUUUUCGUCAAGCCUUUGAUUCUGCGUUACCGUAGUCGAGUGACCGAUGCUCGCUAUUACACACUGCGCGAUGAGAGCGUGAGAGCUGAUAUGAAUGGAGACGAUGCAGAGGUGGUUCAUACAGAGCCGAAGACAACUUCCUCCGUAGGAAGUGGCGUUAGUGAUCACGGACAUGGUGGAUCAGGACCGGUGAGGAAUCUUGUGGAGAUAGAUUCAGUGGAGUUUGACUUUGGUGAGGUGAUGGUAUAUCAGGCGAUUCAUACAAUUGAAUUUGUUCUUGGAUGUGUUUCCCACACGGCAUCAUAUCUUCGACUCUGGGCUCUUUCUCUGGCUCAUGCUCAGCUAUCGGAUGUCUUAUGGACAAUGGUGUUCCGUCAUGCCUUCCGCCUUGACGGCUACUAUGGAGCGGUGGCAACCUACGUGCUUUUCUUCGUUUUCGGCUCCUUGUCGAUAUUCAUUCUAGUACUGAUGGAAGGCUUGUCAGCGUUUCUGCACGCACUUCGUCUUCACUGGGUGGAGUUCCAGUCGAAAUUCUAUGGAGGAUUGGGUCAUGCGUUCACUCCAUUCUCCUUUGAGAAAAUCCUUGAGGAGGAAAGAGAAGCUGAAGAAACUCUGUAG
Molecule: messenger RNA, 1053 nt
Organism: Cooperia oncophora
Lineage: Eukaryota; Metazoa; Nematoda; Chromadorea; Rhabditida; Trichostrongylidae
Source: the annotation of a GenBank genome assembly